Messenger RNA from Chroicocephalus ridibundus (black-headed gull), 6241 nucleotides. It is a transcript of the gene ASB11, whose product is annotated as ankyrin repeat and SOCS box containing 11. Gene Ontology annotation, biological process: positive regulation of protein catabolic process; intracellular signal transduction; protein ubiquitination. NCBI's taxonomy places the organism in Eukaryota, Metazoa, Chordata, Aves, Charadriiformes, Laridae. Gene Ontology annotation, molecular function: protein binding. The transcript has 7 exons. The coding region runs from base 24 to 992 and encodes 322 amino acids. The record is from RefSeq and is a predicted model, not a curated record.
AACUAUUCAAAGAGCAAACCAAAAUGGAGGGCGGUUCUAUACUCCAUGCUUUCACUAACAUUUAUUUUGCCAUUUUUGCUCUGUUUUGCUUCAAGCUUUUAAUUAAGAUUUCCUUGGCUCUGCUGACCCAUUUCUAUAUUGUUAAAGGCAACAGGAAAGAGGCUGCCAGGAUAGCAGAAGAGAUCUAUGGAAUAGUCCCAGGCAGCUGGGCAGACCGGUCCCCUCUUCACGACGCUGCCUUCCAAGGACGCCUCCUGUCUUUGAAAACCUUGAUUGCCCAGGGUUUCAAUGUGAACCUGGUGACGACGGACCGUGUGUCGGCUCUCCACGAGGCCUGCCUGGGUGGCCACGUCGCCUGCGCGAAGGUGCUGCUGGAGAACGGUGCUCAGGUCAAUGCAGUCACCAUCGAUGGGAUCACUCCUCUAUUUAACGCCUGCUGCAGCGGCAGUGUGGCCUGUGUCAACAUGCUGCUCGAAUUUGGAGCCAAACCGCAGCUCAGGAACCACCUUGCUUCGCCCAUUCAUGAAGCGGUCAAGAGAGGUCACAGGGAGUGCAUGGAGAUCCUUCUAGCCCAUGAGGUUGACAUUGACCAAGAAGACCUGCAGCACGGGACCCCGCUCUACGUGGCUUGCAUGUACCAGAGGACAGACUGUGUCAAAAAGCUUUUGGAGCUAGGAGCCAACGUUAACAUAGGGAAACGAUUAGACACCCCGCUCCAUGCGGCAGCAAGGAAAUCCAGCGUGGAGGUAGUCGUCUUGCUGACAGACUAUGGUGCUAACACGAAAUGCAGAAAUGCUGAACUCAAAUGUCCCCUGGAUCUCGCCGUACCCAAAAGCAAAGUGGAGCAGGCGCUUCUGCUUCGGGAAGGUCCUGCUAGCCUUGCCCAGCUGUGCCGGUUGUGCAUCAGAAAGCAUCUGGGUCGGUCGUGCCUAUAUGCAGUCCACAAGCUGCACCUGCCUGAGCCACUUGAGAACUUUCUUCUUUAUCGAUAAGUCUGUGACUAUCUUUACACUGGAAAAGAAAGAGGAACAAAUGGUUUUUUUACUCCAAAAUUAUUAUAUCACAUAAAAAAAAUCAAAGACAUCAUUUACUGUCUACUGUGGAUAACAAACAUUAGCUGCUACGUGACAGUGCAAAUUCAAAACGCCUUUUCAUUGUGAAUGAUAUUAUGGAUACAGUUCCUUCAGUCUAUUUCCAAAUCCACUUACGCCAUCUUGAGAAGCUGUAGUACGUGAACAGCACACUUGACUUGUGUUUGCAGGUGCACAAGCAACAUCCACCCCCACACAGAUACACAGAGAUUUCCCCUGCAUUUAGUGUUGUAUUUAUUGGUGUAGUAUCUCUGCAGCUUCUUCCUCUUGUCUGUCCGAUCUCACUGUCAAAGUCAAGGCAGCGGCUGUUAUUCUUCCACUGGUGUGAGAAUGAAAGCCUUCAGUGCCCAGCAUCGGUCCUGUAUAGUAUAUUGCACGUCUUUUGUCAGCUUUGACUUUGCACCCUGCCAUCUCUUUCCUAUAGCCUAGUGGAGUCAUAGCAACUUCCAUCAGUCUCUGGCUGUCCAGCCACUCUAUGUCCCCUCAGCCCCGCUGCCCCCAGCGCUAGCAAAUCUUGUCCUCUGAAGUGCAAGUGAUGUUACCAACGCAGGUGCAGGAGUUUGGAGUAAGCCUACAAAAAUGUGUGAAAGUCUUAAAAAAACCUUCAUCUCUUCUAAAAAAAAAAUCCCUCCUAAGCUAUAUCACGUGAGGUCUGGCUGUGUUCAUUACAUGAAUAAUUUUUCUUAGCUUAAUUCCAGGACAGAACUGCGAAUGUUUUGAUGGGCACAGGAGGUCAGCUUUCAAUGUCUGUCCUUUGCAAGGUUUAAAGAAAAGCAAAGGAAGGAGUUGCUGCUUUUUUGGGCUUUGCAUGCUUUGAUAUUUCUCGAGGUAAGUCCUCGCACUGUAGAGCUGGAGAGAAGCAGGGCCCCUAAGGAUGGCUGUGCAUCACCCAAAUGUUCUCCUGGUCGGAUAUUGCUCACCGGGAGAAGUUUGCAGGCUGGUCGGCUCCCUCGUCCCGUACUCUAGAGGCUUUCAUUACCUCCCUGGGAGAAGGGAUUUUUAGAAUGAUAUGACUUUGCCCGUUGUGGUAUUAGUUUAAAUAUCAUCAGGGUUAUUCGCUUGGACACAGAAGACCUAAAAAAUAUGCACCUCUUUUUGCUGAGAAACGUGGGACACAGUGGCUAGUGCCAUGCCUGCGUGGCUCCGUAAAGGCUUGUUUGUUUUUCCUGUGGCAUUUGUUCUGAGGCAAGAAAUGUUUCUUCAGAGCUGAGUUUUGGUAAACUUCUGCCGUGAGACAGGCAAUGGUGUUUCACUAGUUGUAGAGAAAUGGGAAGCAGAGUUAAAAGGGGGAGUCUGUCUCCAUUUAUCUCAACUUCACAGGUCCAAGAGGCUGAUGACGCAAUUUCAGGCUAUGAGGUGUAGUGGUUUCCUCAUGAGCUAUGCAUGCUGGUACCAAUUUUCACGGCUCACACAUCUUAAGUCAGGGGUAACUGACCUGCUGGAGCCUGAAUAUGGGACUGGCUUCCAGCAGCCUUUGAGCUCCUGUUCCUGCUCCAGCAGCAGCAGCCUCUCUGGUUCAAUGCUAAUCCCUUAAUUUCAGCAUGACAGCUUCCCUCUCGGAGACAGAGGUCUAACAUUUCCCGCACUUUCUUAAGAUUUAUUCAGUACAAGUAAGAUAAAUUGUGCUCCCAGCACUUCAUGAGACUGGACCUGCAAUGUUACAGCCAAAAAUUAAUGUAGCUGUCAGCCUGUGUUUGCACAUAUUGAAUGCUAUCUGACGGCAAGAGCUAUUGCCCAUAAAGUCGUUAGUGACAUGAAUGACCUUGUAUAGUACGGUACAUCAUGAAUCUCAGAGAUUUGAACUCCAUAUUCCCAAGAGCCUCUGAAAAUCAAAUACUAGCAAGAAAGAAAUGUCUAUAUCAAUCUGAUGUCAGGAGAUCUGUCUCAGUCUUAUCUUUUCUGCCAGCUCACCUGCUCUGUUUAUAAGGUGGCAGUCAGAAUACCAUCCACUAUCUAAACAGAGAGACAGAGCCUCAGCUGUGGGGGUUGUCAGAACUUGCAUUGCAAUCAAGGAGCUAAGGCAAUUUAUGGGAUCUAUUUCAGAAUGUGUAACACUGAAUUGAUUUCCUACUGCGAUCAUGAAUGAAAGCAGUAUUUCACUUGCAUAGGACUUUAAAUUGAAAAAAUGUAUCUCCAUUAAGGAAAAGCAGAGUCUGUGCAGCCUCUCAGAAAGGUUUAUGUUAAGAAGCAGCAGAAGUUGCCCUAUAUUUAUUGCUGAUAUUAGCUUCCCAUCAAAAAAUCACUUCACCUUUGCUUCCUCCUGGAGACAUCAUUCUUCCUGAAAUUCUGUAUAUCAGAGAGUCUGUAGGGAACAGAGCCUUAAUAAAUCAGAAGAGAAGCUCAGAAGUCCUGAUGGUAAGAAAUUUCAUUAGAAAUUUUCUUGCUCUUAUCUCAAAAGAUUAAGCUACCCAUUUAAUUUUCAUUGACUGUGCUUUGUGUUCUAACAAUGCACGGAAAUAUUACUGAGGAAAUAACUGGAGGAGUUAUUUCUUUUAUUUUUUUUGCAAAUAUGCUGUCUCAUGUGACGAUAGAGAAAGACUGGGACAAUUUUCUAGGAGACUACUGAAUCUUGUUGGUGAUUUUUCAGGAUGAGUUUGAAAAUCAUCUCUCAGAUGUGGAUACAACAGCUUUUCCCUAGGCAGGAGGAGGCCUGACUAAGCUCUGAAGGUCUCUUUCCUUCAAAUAGGUGGCAUCUUCUCUGUUGUUCUAUGAUCAUGGACAGAAAGCAGUUAUUUGGGUAAAAAAUGGUUUUCCUGGGAACAAAGACAUUUUUGUGUGCUGCAAUGUCCAUUGCUAUACCACAUUUGUAUGAGUUUACUCCCAGCAACUGCCGGUACUAUCUGCUUCAGUGAGAAGUGCUGCAAGUCUCAACAGGAAUAAUUACACAAUAUCCUGGCUAUUGGAAAAGUUUUUCUGAACCACAAACACUUACGGAUUCUGGGUACAGACACUGACUUGCAGCAUAAAGUGUGAGCUUGGGCUCUGACCACCCGCUAGCCAUAAAGUCCUUCGUCCUGGGUAUAUUUUGCAGGAGUGGCUUAUAUGGGUUACUGAUGUACAGUAUAAAACUAAAAUACUUCCUUUUAUCAUUCUCAAUCUGUCGAUUCACUUUUCUUUUUUCUUUUCCAUCUAUUAUGAGAGAUCCAGUGUGGACUCAGAAAUGCCAGUGAUGAGGACUUCACAGAUCUCAGCCUAAUGAAAUGUUGACUUCAAGGCAUCAUUCAUUACUCAGUAUAUCUCUAUCAUUGCUCAUGAUCCAAAGUGAAACAAAAUUAAAUGGGCUUCGUGUCAGCUCUGUCUUUAUCUUUACUCUAAAAUAAGCAGUCUUCAUAUCUACAUUCCUUUUACCAGUAGAUGCAUUCCCAUGUCUCAAAACAUCUUUGCAAUCCUUUUUUAUUGCCCCCACUGUAUCUUUUCUCACACCACUAAGGUCCUGUUCAUAGGCAUGUCUUUCCUGAUCAUCUUUGUCCUGCAUUCACAUAUUUCUCCUCUGUCACUAAGAAAAUAGUUUUUAGUUUCCUCUUUGAGGAGCCUAUCUCUUCAAUAGCAGGCCUUUUAGCCAAGGUCAACCUGUCUCCUUGUUGUCUGUGUUAUUUCUCUUGCUCACCAGGCUGCUGUGUUGGGAUGUCCCCCCUCUGAAUUUGCACAUCUCAGCUCCGCCAAGCCCCAGGGAGGGCACUGGUGUUCAGAGAGCUGUCACACAGUGGCACGUGUCCUGCUCAUAGGCUUCUCAGCUGGCUUCAUCCUUGUGGGAGCAGGACUGUACGGGCCACUGUGUUCACGCCGAGCUGGAGCAAGUCAUUUUGACAUGCCAGGUGCUGUCUGGGCUAUCUCCAGGCAUGGCAACUCUACUUGCUGGAUGGCUGGAGAUAGUCACUUUUUUCUGUGUCUGAUCACAGCAGGAGACAUGCCGCUGUUGUUCACAGUUUGCACUAAUUUGUAAAGAGAGACAUGAUGAUGCUCUUCUUGCUCCCCCCUUGUUGCUGUCUCAGCACCCUGGCCCAAAACCUGGCUCCACAGGUUUCCUCGUAGCUUGAGAUCACUUUUUCCCAGACUCUUAUGUGCAAGCAGUCUGGCUAAUGGACCACCUCCUCAGGGACAGACAACAGUGAAAAUUAAUAGACCAACAUGUUUUGAAAGGGUUUAAAAAAUGUUUCUCAUGGUAGGUAGGAAAAGAAAAGUUACGUUCUUAUUUGUCCUCUAAAAGAUCUCUGUUUUGACCUCCUGAACAACCUUUUGGGUUCAAGGUGACCUCUGUCUCCUACGGCGCAACUCUGCUGUUGGCAUUUAACAACCCUCCAUGCUCUCUAGGACUCAACUUUUCAUAGCAGAUGUCCUAGUCCCUCAUUUUCUCUCUGUCUGUCUGAAUCUCCCAUUCACAGAAUGAAAUUUAAAAAAGGGGGAAAAUGCUAAGCUGCUGAAACUUGUGGUCAUAGUGUAGAGGCUGAAAUUCCCCACAUCUGCCUUGAGGUGCUGACAUCCUACCUUCCCGGGCAGAUGCAGGCUCUGAGGGAGUCUGCCCACCCAUCCACUUGUGCGCUCCGCUCCCUCUUCUUGUGACAGGACAUGCCCGUGCCACUUUGGACAUCGGGACCAGGGGCUCAUCUCCUCCUGACUCUGUCUUCCCCCAGGGAACUCAAGCCUGGUCAACAUCCAUCUCAUGGCAUUUAGACGACUUCUUGCCACCCGUGCUAGAAAUUAGUGUUGUGCUGCCCGUGUGCAAACCCAUGCGAAGGGGGUCAGUGUCCCCUCUGUGCCACUCUCUCCUCCACUUGCUGUCUGCUCAGGACAGGGCAGGAGGUACAAGGGCUGCCUGACACCUUUCUAUCCCAAACCUGACCUCCGUCUUCUGCAGCACAACUCUGCUAUUGGCAUUUAACAACCUUCCAGUCAUUGGAUUGAAAACUCUGGUGGUGUGUCCCAGCAGGGUGUCAGGGCAAGUCUGAUACUAAUAAAAAUGAAACACAUUCACUGACUCUUAGUUUAAAAAUCUGGCUGACCUAUAUGCUGGACUGACAGUUCAUGAUGCCUUUGUGUAUUUUUUUUUCCAGAAAUUAACUUUUUUCACACACCAAUUGCUCCUCACUGUGUUUUUUGUAAUGUUCCACGAAAGAUGUAUAAUAUGUUAAUGUCAAAUACAGAUUAUUCCA